AUGGCCAACUUGUACAUGGAAGAAGUAGAAAAGAGGGCUUUGUUAUCCUACCCUCGAAUACCACCAAGUCAUUGCUUCAGAAUCAAAAAUUCUUCUACAAUGAACAACAUAAGUGUCUCACCUCUGACUGGCCCCAAACCUACCACAGAUCCUGAAGAUAAAAGCAUUGUGAGCAAUGACUAUUCUACAGGCAUUGGUGCCCUGAUCCUGAGCUUGGUCUUGAUCCUGGGUGUUCCUGGAAAUCUCUUCAUUGUCUGGAGCAUCCUGGCCCGCAUCCGGCGACACUCAGUCACCACCCUCCUCAUUCUCAACUUGGCAUGUGCUGAUGGGUUCCUCAUGGCUCUCACCAUCUUUUUUAUCAUCUACCUGGCCAUGCAGACGUGGGUCUUUGGUAACGCCAUGUGCAAAAUCCUGUUCUACUUGUGCAAUUCUAACAUGUAUGCAUCAAUCUUUCUGAUAACGCUGAUGAGCGUGCACAGACUGUUGGCUGUGGUCUUUCCACACACACUGUCCCACCUGAUCACCAGGAAGGUUGUGAGGAGGGUGAUCCUAGGCACAUGGGUGCUAGUGAUGGUCAUUUCCAUCCCUUCGCUGGUGUUUCGAGAUGUGAGAGAAGAUACCGAUGAUUAUAACCAAACGAGAUAUGUGUGUGCACCCAAUCACACACUGCCUAAACAUGUGAGAUUUCAGUACGCCUUUGAGACAGUGGCAGGAUUCAUUAUUCCUUAUGCAAUCAUUAUAAUCAGCUACGUUCUCAUCCUGAAACGCCUGAGGGAGACCAAGUUCCAACGCAAUGUCCGCAGCGAGAAACUCAUCCUGGCUAUCGUCAUUACAUUUGGCCUGUUCUGGUUGCCGUACCACGUCAUCAACAUGGUACAGGUGGCAGCUGAGUGGUACCCAGAGCACUCAGCUAUAAGAAAAAGAUUAGAUACUAUCUCUCAGUCCAGCCGUGCAGUGACCUCAGCUUUGGCCUUCAUCAGCAGCUGUGCCAACCCAGUCCUCUACACCUUUGCUGGGAAAUCUUACAUAAAGAAGAAUGGUUUUGCCUUCAUGGCUAAGAUGUUUGAAGGAACAUCAUCAGAUCAAACAGGAACCAAAAGCACUCGAUUCAUGACUAAAGACAAUUUGGGAGAGAGUAAUGUUGAUUUUCAAAAUCAUACAGUGGCUUCUACUCCAGAAAAUGGGAGCUGAAUGAACCUUAUACACUGAACAGACUGUAUAUAUAAAUGAAAGCGCUUAAAAUUGUGUAAAGCUUUAAGUGGAGUGUAUAGAUUUGAGGCUACACAAAAGUACCAGCACAGUAUUUGUUUUUUGUUUUUUUUAUUUGAAUUGUGAUAACAGAGUGUCAAAGGAAGAAACCUUAGAGAAGCAAGAAACACAAACUCAAGUUAUGGCAUGUACAUGGGCGAGGCUUACUGCGUGGCAAGACACAGGCAAGUCGCGCAGAGCCUCAGUCCAUUCUUUAUUUUAUAGCAGAGAAUAGCUUACACAGCAUCCCUAGGUGGAGCAUAUGUAAUAGAAAAACAUCUCUAGAUAUGGUUAUCGCAUGAGUGGCCGUUAUCCGUAAGACAAGAAGAACUAGUAUCUUUUGUCAUAUCAGCUUCAGGUUGGAAUGGUCUCUGCCUGAGCGUGUGUGACUUUGUAACUUCCUCACGCAUGCUUCUGUUCCUUAAUCUGUAGGUUGCAGGCACAUCAUGUUCUCACAAGAAAUUAUACUUAAGCAAAAUAAAGGUUAUCAAAGUAAGUAAAUGUAAAAAUCUCUUAACACAGAGUUAAAGUGGAAGUCAGCGGCACAGGCACAGUUUACCUUUGCCUGCGUGCAUCUGGACAUCUAAGUGUAACAGGAUUGUAAAUACUUUUUUUAAACAGAAUUUUAUUUUAUUUUUUUAAAACUGUAAUAAUUUUGUGUAUGAUAGCUGCAGAAAGUUUUUAUUCCUUAAUGCAAAGACAGAUUGAAUAAAGGGUUUAGGACACCCUACAUGGAACGGGUUCACGGCUGAUGUGACAUUUGUAAUUCUGCAUUAAUACAGCAUUUGUGAGAAGCUACAGUUCCCUUAUUAAGGGACAUUUUGAGCUUCGUGAUUUUUUUUUUUUUAAACUAUUGGUAUUCACUGAAACAAACUAUUUGAGACCAUGCAGCUUUUUGUUUACCUUUGAAAUGUCUGGAGUUGAUGUGUUGCACAUGUUGUGUCCAGUUCACUACACUGAGCAUUAAUUAUCGUUAUGAAAACUUGGAUGAAAGCUCAGUGUGCAUAUUCCACCAUUUCAUUGAUUGGUACAUUUAGCUCAUUAAGAGAUCUGGGGCCCGUUCUUCGUACCUCGCUUACUACA
Messenger RNA from Oreochromis aureus, 2331 nucleotides. RefSeq names its product leukotriene B4 receptor 1-like. Lineage: Eukaryota; Metazoa; Chordata; Actinopteri; Cichliformes; Cichlidae. The transcript has 5 exons. Gene Ontology annotation, cellular component: plasma membrane. Gene Ontology annotation, molecular function: complement receptor activity; G protein-coupled receptor activity. Bases 1 to 1191 code for a protein of 396 amino acids. The record is from RefSeq and is a predicted model, not a curated record. Gene Ontology annotation, biological process: phospholipase C-activating G protein-coupled receptor signaling pathway; complement receptor mediated signaling pathway; positive regulation of cytosolic calcium ion concentration.